Messenger RNA from Funneliformis mosseae, 1170 nucleotides. NCBI's taxonomy places the organism in Eukaryota, Fungi, Glomeromycota, Glomeromycetes, Glomerales, Glomeraceae. The record is from the annotation of a GenBank genome assembly.
AUGUUUGCUCGACAAGUUUUUGUUCAUAAAGCACUAAAUGAAACAAAUUUAACUGGGUUAAGAAUAGGUAGCAAUUUUUACAAGUUUAACAACAAAUCUCUUAUAGAAUGUUUUGUAAAGCACAACAUUCACCUCAAUUCAAGUGUUUCUACGAUAAUUUACCAACCACAGAAACCUUCCAUUGGUAAGUACGAAGAAGAAUCUUCCAACAUUUCUAAUUCCAAUUCAAAAGUUCAUAUGAAAUCCUUAAAAGACAUGAAAUUGUCAGUCGAAGAAUUAAAAGAAAGAACUGCAAGAAUUGCAUCAAUGUAUAAGAAUCAGAUCGAAUUAAAGGAAUGGACAGAAGAAGAAACAAAACUUUUGCUUAUGGCAUCAAAAAUCCAUGGAAAUCGUUGGAAAUUUAUUAAUAGUCAUUAUUUUAAUUAUAGAACAUUACAUUCAAUAAAAUGUAAAUGGUAUAGAGAAAAGGUUAAAUAUGAAAAUAGUUAUAAGACAAUUACAUCAAGAUGGACUCAGGAGGAAGAUGAUCUAUUAUUAAAAGGGAUUGAAAAAUAUGGUAAAGGUCAUUGGAGAAAAAUUUCAAGGAUGUUACCAAAUAAAGAAGCUUUACAAGUGUUUAGAAGAUAUUAUUUUAUUAAUUAUACAAAACGUGGAAAUUUCACAGAGGAUGAGGAUAAUUUAUUAUGUGAUUUAUUAAAAAAGUAUGGUAGAAAUCGUUGGCAAAAAAUUGCAGAUGAAAUGAAUAGACCUGUUUUCACAAUUAUAAAACAUUAUAAUUUGGUUUUAUUAAAUGCUGCGAAAUUUCCAUAUUGGACUGAUAAAGAAAAUGAGUUAAUUAGAGAUUCUAUCUUAAAGUAUGGUAAAGAUUGGAAAAUUAUUCAAAAAUUAUUGCCUCAUCGUUUACCGCUUUCGAUUAAGGAACAUGUUAGAUCUUGUUCUUUAAUCGAUCCUUAUUAUAAUAAUGGUUUCUGGCAAGUUAAUGAAACCAUAAGAUUAGUUAAAGCUGUUGGUUUAUAUGGUAAAAAUUGGCGAAAGGUUUCGGAAUUUGUUGAAACUAGAUCUCCUAAACAAUGUGGUGCUCAUUUUAGAGAUUGUUUUUUAAGGAAAGGUCUGGAAUCUUAUAUUUUAAAUUCGGAGCAAAAACAAGUUUCCUGCCGAGGUAUUUCGUAA